CUAAAACGUACCGCAUAAGUCAUUCCGCCACUUUCUCUCUCGGCCGAUCAAAUGGUUGCGAAUGGAACGCCGGCGCCGCGAUUCGCCAGUGGUUGCAGUGAAUUGCAGGCCAGCCGCCUCCAACUCUCACUUCCGCUGCCCGAUGUUCUCAAACACUCCUUCCAAGUCGUCGACGGUCCGCCUAGCUCAUCCGCCGGGAAUCCAGAUGAAAUUGCAAAGCUUUUCCCAAACCUCUUCGGCCAGCCAUCAGCAUUGCUCGUGCCUAGUGAUACGUCGGCAGCUGCUUCUGAUCAAAGCUUAAAAAUCGGUGUUGUUCUUUCUGGAGGGCAGGCUCCUGGUGGACAUAACGUCAUUUCUGGACUUUUUGAUUAUUUGGAGGAAAGAGCACAAGGUAGCACACUGUAUGGUUUUCGGGGCGGUCCUGCAGGAAUCAUGAAUAGUAAAUAUGUUUUCUUGACAUCCGACUUUGUUCGUCCUUACAGAAACCAAGGUGGCUUUGACAUGAUCUGCAGUGGGAGGGACAAGAUAGAAACCCCUGAACAUUUCAAAAAGGCUGAGGAGACUGUGAAUAUGCUUGAUUUGGACGGACUUGUUGUCAUAGGAGGAGAUGAUUCAAAUACCAAUGCAUGUCUUCUUGCUGAGAAUUUCAGGGAAAAGAAAAUGAAGACACGAGUCAUCGGAUGCCCCAAGACAAUUGAUGGUGACCUGAAAUGCAAGGAAGUUCCUACAAGUUUCGGAUUUGAUACAGCAUGCAAGAUAUAUUCAGAAAUGAUUGGGAAUGUUAUGGUAGAUGCUCGUUCAACUGGGAAAUAUUAUCAUUUUGUGAGGCUUAUGGGCCGAGCUGCUUCGCAUAUAACACUGGAAUGCAGUUUGCAGACUCAUCCGAAUAUAACCAUCAUCGGUGAAGAGGUUGCAGCAACGAAACAAACUCUGAAGAAUGUCACAGAUUAUAUCGCAGAUGUGAUAUGUAAACGUGCUGAACGUGGUUACAACUAUGGUGUUAUACUCGUACCUGAAGGCUUGAUUGAUUUCAUCCCUGAGAUUCAACAACUGAUCUCCGAGCUUAAUGAAAUACUAGCUAAUGAUGUUGUUGAUGGAGAUGGGAUGUGGAAGAAGAAACCCGGUAGCCAAUCUCUCCAGAUUUUUGAACUUCUACCACAAGCAAUUCAAGCACAAUUGCUACUCGAAAGAGAUCCACAUGGAAACGUGCAGGUUGCUAAGAUUGAGACAGAAAAAAUGCUCAUUGAAAUGGUGGAGACUGAAUUAGAAUUUAGAAGGAAGCAAGGUGUAUACAAAAACGACUUCAGAGGACGAUCUCAUUUUCUCGGAUACGAAGGUAGAUGUGGUUUGCCUUCGAAUUUUGAUGCCAACUACUGCUAUGCAUUGGGUUAUGCUGCUGGGGCUCUCCUUCAUUCUGGGAAGACUGGCCUCAUUUCCUCUGUGGGAAACUUGACUGCACCGGUCGAGAAAUGGGCUGUAGGUGGUACAGCGCUGACGUCUCUUAUGGAUGUUGAAAGAAGACAUGGAAAGUUCAAGCCUGUCAUCAAGAAGGCUAUGGUGGAACUUGAAGGUGCUCCUUUCAAAAAGUUUGCAUCGAUGCGUGAAGAAUGGGCUCUCAAUAAUCACUACUGCAAUCCAGGUCCUCUUCAGUUUCAGGGUCCAACAUCAAACGUCACAAACCACACUCUGAUGCUGGAACUUGAUGCCGGUGCUUAAACUAAUGCAAUUAGGCUUAAUAAUACCCUAUUUUGUUUUCAUAUUCUGGAUUUUUCAUGAGUA
Messenger RNA from Salvia splendens (bonfire salvia), 1779 nucleotides. Its product is annotated as pyrophosphate--fructose 6-phosphate 1-phosphotransferase subunit beta. The record is from RefSeq and is a predicted model, not a curated record. Gene Ontology annotation, cellular component: cytosol. Gene Ontology annotation, molecular function: ATP binding; diphosphate-fructose-6-phosphate 1-phosphotransferase activity; 6-phosphofructokinase activity. The coding region runs from base 52 to 1716 and encodes 554 amino acids. Gene Ontology annotation, biological process: glycolytic process; response to glucose; fructose 6-phosphate metabolic process. The transcript has 17 exons. Lineage: Eukaryota; Viridiplantae; Streptophyta; Magnoliopsida; Lamiales; Lamiaceae.